This is a messenger RNA of Vanderwaltozyma polyspora DSM 70294, 861 nucleotides long. RefSeq names its product phosphogluconate dehydrogenase (decarboxylating) GND2 (gene GND2). The annotation marks the transcript as partial. The record is from RefSeq and is a predicted model, not a curated record. Gene Ontology annotation, molecular function: NADP binding; phosphogluconate dehydrogenase (decarboxylating) activity. Gene Ontology annotation, biological process: pentose-phosphate shunt; pentose-phosphate shunt, oxidative branch. NCBI's taxonomy places the organism in Eukaryota, Fungi, Ascomycota, Saccharomycetes, Saccharomycetales, Saccharomycetaceae. Gene Ontology annotation, cellular component: cytosol. The transcript has a single exon.
GAACGUGUCGGUGGUUUGACCGACAAAGAAUGUUCCGAUGUCUUUGGUACCUGGAACAAGGGUGUUUUGAACUCUUUCUUGAUCGAAAUCACUACCGACAUUUUGAAAUACAACGACACUGACGGUGUCCCAUUGGUUGAAAAGAUUUUGGAUCAAGCUGGUCAAAAGGGUACUGGUAAGUGGACUGCUAUUAACGCUUUGGACUUGGCUAUGCCAGUCACUUUGAUUGGUGAAGCUGUCUUCUCUAGAUGUUUGUCAGCUAUCAAGGACCAAAGAGUUCAAGCUUCUGGUAUCUUGCCAGGUCCAUCUGUUCCAAAGGGUGCUAUCAAGGACAGAAAGCAAUUCAUUGACGACUUGGAACAAGCUUUAUACGCUUCCAAGAUUAUUUCCUACGCUCAAGGUUUCAUGUUGAUCAGAGAAGCCGGUAUCCAAUACGGUUGGAAAUUAAACAACCCAUCCAUCGCUUUGAUGUGGAGAGGUGGUUGUAUCAUCAGAUCUGUCUUCUUGGGUGAAAUCACCAAGGCUUACAGACAAAACGGUGACUUGGUUAACUUGUUGUUCGACAAGUUUUUCACUGACGCUGUCACCAAGGCUCAAGACGGUUGGAGAAAGACCAUCUCUUUGUCCGCCUUAUACGGUAUCCCAACCCCAGCCUUCUCUACUGCUUUGGCCUUCUACGAUGGUUACAGAUCUGAAAGAUUGCCAGCUAACUUGUUGCAAGCUCAAAGAGAUUACUUCGGUGCCCACACCUUCAAGGUAUGUCCAAAAUACGCUUCUGACAAGAUGCCAUUGGACACUCCAAUCCACGUUAACUGGACUGGUAAGGGUGGUAACGUCUCUGCUUCCACUUACAACGCUUAG